GAGCACACUUCUCCAGCGUUCCAGUGGCCAUUGAAGGCUCAUACACGCUCUCUGGUGGUAUCUCUUAUAUACAGUGCAGUGUGUCCAACUUCAUCUCUCGACGAGAUGGUGGUGUACCAUCGUCCCCUGAGAAUAUCUUCAUGACAUCUGGCUCCCAGAGGUCUUUAAUGCUGGUUCUGAAGAUGCUGGUCCACAAUCAGGCCUCACUCCUGACAGGUGUGCUGACCGCUGUGCCCGCCUACUCUUACUUUAAAAUGAUGUUGCAAAGGCUCGGUACAACCGUUGUUCCCUACUACCUAGAUGAGGAGCAGGGUUGGGCAAUGGAGGUGGAGGAGCUACGCAGAGCACUACAGGCCUCUAAGGGUGUCUGCAACCCUGUUGCCCUGUAUGUCAUCAACCCGGGGAAUCCUACAGGUCAUGUUCAGAGCAGGAAGUGUAUUGAAGAGGUGAUCCGAUUCGCUGCUAAGGAGAGGCUCAUGAGGUGUAUCAGGAAAGUAUGUUCAGGGAGGGCAGUGAGUUUGUCUCCUAUAAGAAGGUUCUGUCUGAGAUGAGGCCUCCUCUCUCUCACACAGUGGAGCUGGCCUCUUUCCACUCAGCAUCCAAAGGCUUCAUGGGAGAGUGUGGGCUACGCGGGGGGUACGUGGAGCUGGUGAACCUUGACCCCGCCGUCAUGAGGUACACCUACACCAUCUUUUCCACUGACAUCUGUGCCCCUGUGACUGGUCAGCUAGCCCUGGAGCUCAUGGCUAACCCUCCCAGGCCAGGGGACCCCUCAUACCCGGUCUACGCCUAGGUGAGACCCAUCAAAAUAGAUCAUAAACUACAGUAUGACGUUAGGCUUAAUAGAUUGCAUAUGCCAUGUAACAUUUAGUCAUAAGUAGUUUAAUGAUAGUCCUCUGCAAUCAUUAUUGAUGUCUCUAAAAUAAGAAAUAGUUCAUCAAAAUCAAACAACUUUAUUCCUUUCCCUAUUCACAACGGCACCUCAGUGUCCCAUACAAUAUGCUCUCCCCCUGUCCUUUUCCAUCUUCUCUCCC
Salmo salar (Atlantic salmon) is the source of this 1034-nucleotide messenger RNA. NCBI's taxonomy places the organism in Eukaryota, Metazoa, Chordata, Actinopteri, Salmoniformes, Salmonidae. The record is from RefSeq and is a predicted model, not a curated record.